CAAUUCGUCCUUAGUGCUUACAACUACACCAGCCAGCUUCAGCUGCCACUCUUACUAAACAUUCCAGGGCAAGAAACCUGUGCAUCUCGCCACCAAACAUGCAGCACUCUUGAUCACCUGUCAAUCGUUCGAUGCAAAUUCUUAUGCCCAUCGAAUCGUCAAAUGUAUGGGCAAGCCAACCGCCACGAGAGUCGCCGAUAUGCGCAAGUUUCACAACAAGUCAAAGCUGGGCUGCAAGCAGUGCAAGACGCGGCGCAUUAAAUGCGAUGAGGCGCGACCGCUUUGUCGCAAAUGUGCGCAUGCAAGCCUUGAAUGCUCAUUUCUGCUAGACGAUGUGGCAAAGCGUGCAGACACCCAGACUCAUAUCACGCCAACCAGCGAGAAGAAUUGCGACGAAGUGCAAGCGGCAUGCGCCAAGGGCCAGCACACUGCCUUGAGUUCAUUGUCGGUCUCGACCAGGCCGGUGAAUUCCCAGCCCCUCGCAACACUUGAUAUGCUCGACGAGCGCUUUAGUGCGUUGCACAUUCGGUUGUGGCGUCAUUUUGAGCACGACUUCUAUCAACAUCAGAAAGAAUUGUACCCAGGCCUCGAUGAGUUGGUCGCGCUAUUCCUCGACACAUCCUUGACGACGCCGUACCUCUUGGACGGGCUGCUGGCAUAUGCGGCGGUACAUAAAAGCACAGUCUACGAAUUUCAUCAAAGCAGCUAUCUUUUGGAAGCAAAAAGGCUACAAACUCGAGCCCUUGCACUGUACAACAGUGAACGCCCCGUCUUGUCUGAUGAGACAUGCCUACCAAUGUUUCUCUUCUCGUCUCUGUUAAGUCAUCACACGAUGUUUGAGGUCCGUCUAGAAGGACAAGAAGACUUGCGUUUGGCAGUGGAUGCCAUAACGCAAUCUAUUCCAAUCCAGCGUGGGCUUCACGCCAUAGCUCGGGCGGCGUGGCCGAUGUUCACAGAGCAGACGCAACAAACGUUCAUCCGCAGCUGUCAGAGGGAGACAGCCCUCGUUGAGGGCGCUCCGCGUCCGACGGAGGAGUGUGAUGCCCUUCUUGCUCACCUGGAGCGAGCUAGUUUCGGACCCUUAUACAAACACAUGUGCUGCAGUGCCGUAACAGACCUACAGAAACGGUUCAAUGCUCUUUCGAUGGGCGAUACCCAUUCAUCAUGGGCCGCCAUCCAGGAUUGGCUAGUUGCCGUACCUGCCGGGUAUGUCGAGCUCCUCAAAUCCUUCCAACCAGAGGCGCUUGUUAUUCUUGCAUACUUUGCCGUUCUUCUGCACUAUGGCGCAGAGCAUUGGUUUAUUGGAGACCUGGGGGUGCGAUUGAUAAGUCUCAUCAGUGAGAAUUUGGGCCCGCAUUGGAGAGAAUGGCUCGAAUGGCCGAUCCGAGCUACGAUGGAUCGGCCGAACCCUUAUAGAGGCAAAGAUUAGGCUCUGCAUACACUACCUUAAACUCGCAUAUAUCUGGACAAUUUGAUGACAGCCCCAUAGCGCCAAUUGAACAUGCCACUACUCAGGAC
Messenger RNA from Purpureocillium takamizusanense, 1518 nucleotides. RefSeq lists its product as uncharacterized. Gene Ontology annotation, biological process: regulation of transcription by RNA polymerase II. NCBI's taxonomy places the organism in Eukaryota, Fungi, Ascomycota, Sordariomycetes, Hypocreales, Ophiocordycipitaceae. The transcript has a single exon. The coding region runs from base 167 to 1429 and encodes 420 amino acids. Gene Ontology annotation, molecular function: zinc ion binding; DNA-binding transcription activator activity, RNA polymerase II-specific. The record is from RefSeq and is a predicted model, not a curated record.